AUUUUCUUUCUUUUUAAGACUGGUGGUUAUUAAAAUUUUUUACUAAAUUUAAGAAAAUAAAAGUGGUAGUUGUAAGAGUGGCAGAAAGAGAAAUACAGUCAUGCCAAGAUUUUCAAGCCGAAGAUCUGAGUCAAGUGAAAUGGAAGUGGAUGGAAUAGAACAGGAGCUUAUUCGACUCCAACAGGAAUAUCGCAUCAUGGAAGGUGACCGGAAAGCAUACAGCGAGGAGUCUCAAAAUAUUAUCCGAAAGCAAAGAGAAGCCAUAUCAGCUUUGCAAGCUGAAAAUGAAGAAUUGAUGAAGGAAAACAGGUUGGCUGGAAGUCAACAAAAUCAAACUAAUGACAGUAAAAACAUAGACCGCUUAUCAGCUUUGCUACAAGAAGAAGGUCAACUAAAAGAACGUGUGCGUUUAGUAAAAGAAGCCAUAUUAAAAUGGGAGCAAGGGAUUCAACAAACAGAGAGAAAAAUUGCCCAGCGACGUAAGAGUAUGGGAGGAGUUCAUAUGAGUCAAGCCAAACAUGUAGCUCUGCAUAAACAAAUUCGUGUUCUUGAAAAUCGAUUAGACCAAGCAAAUAGGAAGUUCAAUGCAGGUCUUGCUGAAAAUUCUAAAUUAAGAGAGGGCAUUGAUCAUAUGAGGACGGAAAGAAUGAUAUUCCAGGGUCUGUAUGACAAGUUGGAAAAGAAACAAAGUGAUAAUAAAGAAGAGAUUGCAAAAGUUAUUGAAACUUCAACUUCAGCUUAUGAUGCAAGAGACGACGCACAGAGCAAGAUGCUAGCAUUGAAAGAAAAAUCAGACAAAGAUUUGUUACAAUACAACAUGGAGUUGAAAGAACUAAUGCGAAUUAUCGACCACGAUCGAAAGUUAAGAGAGUUUAUGAACAUCAAAUCAGAAGACAGAGCUGAAAUGCAUGGUCUAUCCAUGCAAUAUAAUAGCAAGAGGGAAGAGCGUGAAAAAGUGGGAGAAAAAGAGGAGACCAUACAGUCAUACGAAUCAGCGUUUGAACAGAUCAAAGAGACUACAGAGAUAGAUGAUCUUCAAUUGUUAGUUGGCAAAUUUAUUGAGACCGAAGAUAAAAACUUUGCACUGUUUAAUUACGUCAAUGAAUUGAAUAACGAAAUUGAGAUGUUGAGAGAACAGAUUGUGGAGGUGGAGAAUGAGAUCGAGCUGUUCAAGCAAGAUAGCGUGGGAUUGGAAGAACAGAGAGAAAGGAUCAUGAAGGACCUACAGGACGAGCACGAUAUAGUUGACAGUGAGUUGAAGGUCCAUGUAGAUCAUACCACAGCGUCUGUACAAACGGUUGAACAACUGAAAGAAGGCAUAAACUCAUUGUUUACGAUGAUCAACUGUGAUUCAUCGUCAAUUGUGGAUAUGUUGGGUGGCCAUGAAGGGAUAACAGAUUCCAACAUGAUGCAGUAUCUUGGUAUUAUCGAGCAUCGAACAAAUGAACUAAUUCAAGUACAAGCGUUCGCAUCAUCAAAGCAAGAUUCAGAAUCCGAUGAAAAAAUCGAGACUGUGGGCUUACUUGGUAAAGGUCCACUUCCGAUUCCAAGAGCAGUCAGUGUGCAUCCUCCCGCUACUGUGGAUGAUUACGAUUCAGACUUUUCAAUGCAAAGUGAUGACGAAAACAGACCACUGACACAACGAGAACUUCGACAGCGUAUCGUAAGAGGGAUCUCAAAAAAGAGUGAUACGAAAUCAAAGAAAGAGAAAGAUAAUCGAGACCCUCCUUCAUUUGAAGUCGCUCACGAUGAACGUCCUGCAAGUAAAUCAAAAAAGUCAACUUUAAAAGAGCUUUAAACUGACUUAUCGAGACGAUAAUAUCGCAAAAAUUAUCGUUACCGCCCGCGACACUCCCGUGAUGUAAAUAUGUAAUCUAAAAGAAAUAGCUGGCUGUUCCAUAAACAUUUAUGAUUUUUCUCUGGUUGUAAAUAUAGUUUAGCGUGUUUGUACGUCGAUUUAAAGUUUUGUUACGCCAAGAAAAAAUUUUCUUUAACGAA
Hydractinia symbiolongicarpus is the source of this 1998-nucleotide messenger RNA. Its product is annotated as coiled-coil domain-containing protein 63-like. Lineage: Eukaryota; Metazoa; Cnidaria; Hydrozoa; Anthoathecata; Hydractiniidae. The transcript is spliced from 15 exons. Bases 101 to 1798 code for a protein of 565 amino acids. The record is from RefSeq and is a predicted model, not a curated record.